Messenger RNA from Brassica rapa (field mustard), 2285 nucleotides. RefSeq lists its product as uncharacterized. The record is from RefSeq and is a predicted model, not a curated record. NCBI's taxonomy places the organism in Eukaryota, Viridiplantae, Streptophyta, Magnoliopsida, Brassicales, Brassicaceae.
UAUCAAGUGGUAACGAGUUUUCGGUUUUGUUGUUAUAUAUUAGGUCAAAUAACUGCCUUAACGGUCCAUUUUCUCUAUGCCAAACUAAUAAAUGACGUCGAAAUUAUUUUACAUAUACCUGAAAAAUUCAUUGAGACAUCACAAGAAAUCAAAUUUGGUCGAGAAAAUAAAAUCUAAAUAUAUUCCAAAUUACAGUAUAUGAGACUAAUUUGUGUUCCGUUUAGUUUUCUUUUUGAAGGCCCAUGGCUACCCACGUUAUCAAACAAAAUUUUGGUUGUGUUUUACUUGUGAAUUUUGUGCGUUGGGUUUCACUUAUUGUAGAUUCUAAUUAAAUGGUAUGGGAAUCAACAUGUUCGUAAGCAUAAAUUUGAAGUUGCAUGCGGUUUUCUGCUUCAUUAAGUUUAAUCGUCAGCUUUGAGGAACAAUUCAAAAACUAACAAAAUCAUAAGAUGUAAGUAAAUGGCAAACAAAUGAGGAUACUGUUAUGAAAAUCUCCUGGCUGAAUAUUCUAUAAGAUAAUGCUUUCUUACUAACCAUUUUAACAAUAAUGAUAUCAUGAAAUGAGUGAAAAAAUGUAUAGUGAGAUGAGGUAUUGUGCAAUGUAAGAAUGAUUACAGGAUCCAAGUUGUGGUUCAUAUUUUGAAAGUGACAUCCACUCAUCAAGUCAUUUCGACUUCUUUUGUGGUCCGGUCCUCCUAGUGGCUCCACUUCAAAGUAUAGGCAAGCCUCUUCUAGCAUCCUAUUAUUUUUGUAACUAUUAGAUUGUAAAUGGUUGUAACAGUUGAAACAAGUGCGGUUAGAUGUUUUCUAAAGUAGAAAUAUUGCCGGUGUAAUGAAAUCUCACAGAAAAUACUUUACAAUAAUAUACCAUUGUACCAACUCCAAUACAAAGUUAAUGCCAUUUUUGACUAAUACUCUUUACUUUUAUUAGCUAAAUCGAUCAAAACAAAGUUAUAGGGAUACAGUUUUUUCAACUAUGGAUGAUUGUUUAAAUCAACAUAUUUAAGUACAAUUUUUUUCUAUUUAACUCUACACGUUGACGCAAAAAAUUAAAGCCAGAUAAAAUCAGAACAACUUGAAUAUUCAAAAAUCAUUUUAAUGGUGACAAAAUAAACCAGCUGCGAAUAGUGUAUACAUAUUAUAUGCCCUCCAUCCUUAUUGUUUAUAAACCGACAUGAAAUGAAUCAUUAACAGAUCUUACUUAAUAUACAUGACACAGGCUCAAAUCUUCAAGAGAUCACAAUAUACUACUGCAAGUUAUUUGUACGAUUAGUGUGUUUCCAAAAACACAAACAAUAAUGAUUUAAAAAAUUAAACACAUUUUUUUUUUAAGAAUUAAAAUUAGGAUAGCACCUCCCGACCAGCGCACCACGACAUAAAAGUGUAUAAUUUUUUUUUAAAUGAGAAAAAUAUCAAUCAGGGCCCCACCUAAGAUAAUGGCAUUCCUCGUAAUAUUCCCGAAAUAUAAGGGCAUUUACGUAACCUCAAACUCUAUAAAUAUACAAAGACACAUCUCCAAAACUGGACAUACAAAAAAAUCUCCAAAGACAUUAUUGACACAGAAGAUUAUCACAAACUAAAGUAAGGAACAAAAAUCCAAACAAGUUUUUUAAAAAAGAUGGGGAAUUGUAUAGUAAUGGAGAAGAAAGUGAUAAAGAUAAUGAGAAAUGAUGGAGAAGUAGUUGAAUACAGAGGACCCAUGAAGGUUCAUGACAUCCUCACCCAAUUCUCUGGUCACUACUCUCUCUUUGAUUCUCUGUCAAACCAUUGUCAUCUUCAUCCACAAGCCAAGCUUCUCUGUGGUCGUCUCUACUAUCUCAUGCCGAAGCAGACGACCACAGUAAAGCACAAGAAAACGAAGAAAGUCAGGUUUGCAGAUCCAGAGGUUGAAAAAGAAGGAGAUACUAAGGAGAAGAGUCCUAGUGUCGUGAGAGUGAAGAUGGUCGUGAGUAAGAAAGAGCUAGAGAAGCUGCUUCAAGGAGGUUCAGUUCAUGAAGUCGUCUAUAGGAGUCUUGAUAAGCAACAUCUGUGUCAUGAUGAUGCUGCUGCUACUGAAGAGUGUCUUAGAGGGUGGAGACCUUUGUUAGAUAGCAUUCCAGAAUCUGAUUAGCUUAUAGCAUGUCCAUAUCUUACACAUAUACGUGACACAUACAUAGAUAUAUACAUAGAUAACAGAGAGGAAAGAAAGUAUGUAAGUCCCGGGUUCCAACGGUGUUACAUAAAAGAAAGUUUCAAAGUUUGUAAUAAAACCCCAGAAAAUGUGAAUAAAUGUUAUGUUGAAUUUU